AGGCCGCUUUGUUCGCCGGUGCCUACGAGUCCCCCAGUUACCUAUAGGAGAUCGAUGAGGAUAGAUAUAUUCAUUGCAGACUCCUCUCGAAGUCACAUAUAGGUCGAAGAGUGACGCUCACCCACAUGGCGACCAGGACUAGGAACCUAGACAUGGGAGCCAAUGAUCGCGUCGCGGCCUCAGCUUACACAGCCUGUCACGCCAUCAGCGACCACACUUCGUCAAUUCCACAGCAUAACGAGGACCCACACGAUCGCCAGAUUCGACGACCUCGUCCUUCAUCACAGCGCCUGGCUGCGACGUUCAAUGAUAGAGCAUACGAUGUCGAAACUUUUGCGAGAGAAUCGUCAAAAGAAGAGACAGUCUUAUACCUGGCCUACGGGAGCAACCUAGCAUAUGAGAAGUUCCAGGAUCCCAAGUCAGGCCGUGGGAUCAAGCCACUGGCACAGAUCAAUGUACAAGUGCCGUCUCUUCGGAUGACAUUUGACUUGCCCGGAAUACCCUAUACCGAACCAUGUUUUGCGAACAGUGCUAUAAGCGUCGAGAAGGACGAUGAUCUACAAGGAGGACGAGAUGCUGAAGAGACGGCCUUAUUGGGUGAUCUAAGUCGGAAGCAAGACUACAGGAAAGACCGGUGGCACAAAGGGUUGAUGGGCGUGGUUUAUGAGGUGACUGCUGCGGAUUAUGCACACAUCAUUGCCACAGAAGGAGGUGGAGCUUCGUACAAGGACAUUCUCGUAGACUGUUAUCCAUUGGAGAGCGAAGACCCACGAGCCACUGUCCCGCAACACCCGUCCACGACGCCGUUCAAGGCCCAUACUCUGUUUGCCCCCGCCGUACCUGAGGGUGAGAAGCCGCCGAAGAACGGAGGCCGCAUUCAGCGACCUGACCAAAGCUAUGCGCAAGCUUCAGCGCGUUACCUGAAGCUCAUCACAGAUGGAGCUGCGGAAUGUGAGAUGCCAUAUGAGUAUCAGGACUACUUGCACUCAUUACACCCAUUCACAAUCACGACUGUGCGGCAAAGGAUGGGCCAAGUGCUGCUUGCGGCUACAUUUGUGCCGAUAGUUCUCUUCCUCUUCACCAUCAGCAAGCUGUUUGCAGAUAAGCAUGGCGUGCUGCCGAACUGGUUCAAAGCACUUUUGGGCGCGAUCUUCAAGGCAACCUGGGUGAGCUACGACUACUUCUUCAAGCCGAUCUUUGGUGAAGGUGAGAGGACGAUUGGCGAUGAUGGAUCUGAUGGAGAAUCUGAGCAAGCCAGGAGGAAUGUAAAAACAGUGGCACUGGAUAUUGACGUCGAGAAGGCGGCGGCCGGUAGCAAUGGAUAGAUCGAGUCAAAGGCAAGAUGUCGUUACUCACAUGUCGUGCAUCACAGAGCGUUGCGCGCAUUGCAAAACCCGCGUCGGAUCCCGUUCGCUGUGCGUACUUGUCACGCGUGUUCAAGCCCAAUGUCUCUUUCUGCCAUCGAAUUGGCAGAUCAGAGCGAUCAGAAAGGUCUGCGCUGUCUCAGAGGUAAUGUAUUG
Cercospora beticola is the source of this 1520-nucleotide messenger RNA. RefSeq lists its product as uncharacterized. Gene Ontology annotation, molecular function: gamma-glutamylcyclotransferase activity. The record is from RefSeq and is a predicted model, not a curated record. NCBI's taxonomy places the organism in Eukaryota, Fungi, Ascomycota, Dothideomycetes, Mycosphaerellales, Mycosphaerellaceae.